AUUUGUUUGCUGGUGGGGGCUGUUUAGGCCUCAAUGUACCUGGAAUGCCAGGGCCUAUUUUGACUCCCAGUCCAGACCUGGGUGGGGAUGAUGCAGGUAAAAUCUAUGUAGGGAACUAGUACUCAGCAGGUCCCCAGUCAGCAACCUAUGCUUUGCAGGAGGGAAGAAUUCUCAAUGGCAGCUUACUACAUCCUGUUCCUUCCUAGAAAAGGGAAGUGAACAUGUUUUCAGUUUCUGCUCAGCUGAAUGAGCGGCUACAGUAUGACUCCUGUGCAAUCGCAAUGGCAGCACAUUCAGCAACUUCACAAAGCCAUGCCUAUAUUUCCCCGAGCCAUUCCAUUGGGCUAUGCCACAGACAGUUCAGCUACAAAACCUUUCCGUUAGCCCCUUCCAGCAAUGGCUCGUCUAAAAGAGAGGGUUACAGUGUAACAAUGCAGCUGUGGUCAUUUGUCCGGCGCACCACACUGUCCCUUACAUAUAACUCCCUCUACGUCACACACAUAACAACACACCCCCUGCUUGUCUUAUUCCCUUGAACCCCUUGCAGUCAAUCUAAUGACUCACAUAUAAUUAGAUGACAACAGCCAAGGGUUCUAUGCAAAAUAUACCUAACGGCGUGACGUCAAAAAAAUCAGCUGCUGCUUCUCAUGUGACUGACAAAGCCCCGCCCCUCCAGUUUGUCAACUCUUGUUGCCAAUGUGUGUUCUCAGUGCCAGUCAGUGCCCGCUUGUAGUGAUAUGGGAAGUGGGAAGAGCAGGGCAUAGCGUACAGAAACGCAAGAAAAUGCCAGCGGUUACUGGAAACGGAGACGUACUGUAAGCUAUACAGUAGGCAACAAGCGGCAGCGACAUUGUAACUAGGGCGGGUACUUAUGCUCUGCUCACCUAGCGCCCGUGCACCCCGAGCGAAGCGGCCCUGAGCAGCGCCACCUCCAUUGCUGACUUCUACUUAGAGCGGGGCCGUCCGCUGCUCCCACUUAUGUCCCGCAAAGCCAGCGACAAUGCGGAGUACACGCUGCGGAGCCUGAGCAACCUAAUGGGGGAGAAAAAAAGGAGGAAACAGCAACAGGAGGAGACGGCUGGGGAGAGGAGUCUCAUAGCCUCCGCCGAGUCUUGCGCGACUAUCAAUAGUCAAUCAACAGCCGCCGCCGGGGACUUGGAGCGAGCGGCCCGCAAGCAAUUCCAGCAGGAUGUCACUCCGACUUUUGUAUAUGUCGUGUCCGUGUUCUCGGCCCUCGGGGGCUUCCUGUUCGGCUAUGACACCGGGGUUGUGUCGGGGGCCAUGCUGCUCCUCAAGAGGGAGAUGAACCUUUCGGCUCUAUGGCAGGAGCUGCUGGUCUCCAGCACUGUGGGGGCAGCGGCAUUGUCGGCUCUGGCAGGCGGCGGACUGAAUGGAGUUCUGGGUCGCAGACCCUGCAUUCUCAUGGCCAGCCUUCUAUUCACAGCUGGAGCCGCGAUCUUGGCUGCUGCCCGCGACAAGGAAACGCUGCUAGGGGGACGCGUGGUGGUGGGACUCGGUAUCGGUAUUGCAUCUAUGACAGUGCCAGUGUACAUUGCAGAAUCAGCUCCACCCCAUUUAAGAGGAAGACUGGUUACCAUUAAUACACUCUUCAUCACAGGAGGACAGUUCUUUGCUGCAAUGGUGGAUGGAGCAUUUAGUUAUCUUCCACGAGAUGGCUGGAGGUAUAUGCUUGGACUUUCAGCUGCACCUGCAGUUCUGCAGUUCUUUGGGUUUCUUUUUCUUCCAGAAAGUCCACGUUGGCUUAUUCAGAAGGGCCAAACACAAAAAGCAAGAAGAGUCUUAUCUCAGAUUCGUGGAAAUCAAACUAUUGAUGAAGAAUAUGACAGUAUAAAAAACAGUAUUGAUGAAGAAGAGAAGGAAGGAGGAACAGGUGGACCUAUUAUUUAUAGAAUGCUGAUAUAUCCCCCAACUCGACGUGCACUUAUUGUUGGCUGUGGGUUGCAGAUGUUCCAGCAACUGGCGGGUAUCAACACCGUAAUGUAUUACAGUGCUACCAUAUUGCAGAUGUCUGGUGUGGAUGAUGACAGACUUGCUAUUUGGCUUUCUGCUGUUACAGCUUUUACUAAUUUUAGUUUUACACUACUCGGGGUAUGGCUAGUUGAAAAACUUGGCAGAAGAAAACUCACACUCGGAAGUCUCACAGGUACCACAGUUGCCCUUUUUGUCCUUGCUUUGGGUUUCUUAUUGUCUGCUCAGGUAUCACCACCUGUUACAUUUACGCCAGGUGAUCCUUCAGGUCAGAAUUCUACUUGUACAAAAUACAGUUAUUGUAGCAAAUGUAUGUUAGAUCCAAACUGUGGGUUCUGCUUCAAGAAGAACGGCUCAAGUAUAGUUGACUCGUCAUGCAUCCCUGUUAACCCAGAAUCUACUGACAGAUCGGCAUGGGGAAGAUGUAUGAAUGAAAGCAGAUCCAAAGCAGAGGGCUCCAUGUGGGCUUAUAAUUACUGUCCCACUUCAUACUCUUGGACUGCUCUUGUAGGACUCAUUUUGUAUUUGGUCUUCUUUGCACCUGGAAUGGGGCCAAUGCCAUGGACUGUGAAUUCUGAAAUCUAUCCUUUGUGGGCAAGAAGUACAGGAAACGCAUGUUCCUCUGGAGUGAAUUGGAUUUUUAAUGUCCUGAUUUCACUCACAUUCUUACACACAGCAGAGUAUCUCACAUACUAUGGAGCAUUCUUCUUAUAUGCAGGAUUUGCAUGUGUGGGACUCAUAUUUAUUUAUGGGUGCCUUCCAGAGACUAAAGGGAAGAAACUGGAGGAAAUGGAAUCUUUAUUUGAAAGCAGGCUGUGUACAUGUGGUGCCUCUGAUUCCGACGAGGGGAGGUAUAUAGAAUAUAUAAGAGUCAAGGGAAGUAAUUACCAUCUCUCUGACAAUGAUGCGUCUGAUGUGGAAUAAUUUUCCUCUGCAGAUGCGUGUUAAUCAUUUAAUAGCCUUCCAAGGAAGGGCAGCUAUGGGUGACCUCACAGUCCUGCUUCUGGUCUGGUUCCUUCUACAGUUCAAAAUGAACUUUUUAAAUAACAAUAUUAUCUAGGUUUCAUGAUGUUUUCAGUGGGAAAAGGGUACAAGAAACAACACUCGAUUACUUGUUUACUUUAAGUUAUACAGUGUGCUUUCAGACAAUCUCCAAAUUGUAAUUUGCACAAGGCAAUGUGCAUUACUGUGCAGUUUUUCUUGCAAUUUGUCAUGGUGUUUGUUGUUCUUCAUGUUCUUUGCAUUGUUGAAGUCUUCCUUUGGUAAUGCCUAAGUAGAAAUAAUACAGUACAGUGAACGGUGCGCAAUCAAAACAAAUUCCAGGAACUUUUUCAUUUUUAUUUGUUUUUUUUAUCUGUGAAAACAAGUGUAUUAAUAUUUGGCAGGAAUUUUGUAUAUUGUGUAUACAUUUUUUUGAGAGAAAUAACAUUCCAAAAAUGAAUGUUUUCUGCAAAGAAUAAUGUUUGUGAAAUGUGUGAAUCUAUAAAAAUAGAAGAAA
Molecule: messenger RNA, 3487 nt
Organism: Xenopus laevis (African clawed frog)
Lineage: Eukaryota; Metazoa; Chordata; Amphibia; Anura; Pipidae
Gene: slc2a13.S
Product: solute carrier family 2 member 13 S homeolog
Exons: 10
Coding region: 979-2913 (644 amino acids)
Biological process (GO): myo-inositol transport; transmembrane transport
Cellular component (GO): apical plasma membrane; membrane; plasma membrane
Molecular function (GO): transmembrane transporter activity; myo-inositol:proton symporter activity
Source: RefSeq, a predicted model, not a curated record